GGCGUACUGUGAUAGUAUCGACUACAAUUUAAUCGUUGACUACAGUUUUCAUCGUCUGUGGCGCGCGCAACAAAAAUAACAGCUGUACCGUUUCUCCUAACCUCAAAGCGCUCCAUCAAUCUUCUUCCUUAAAUCGGUCACGUUUCGCGGGUUCUCAGUAUAUUCGUUAGCAAUCGCGUUAAUUUAUUUGUAUCGAAUUAAAUAAUCAGGUAUAUCAGUGAACGGUAACGAUGGUGAAAAUCAACAUACGAUGGAAGACCGCCGAGGACUUUAAUAUUCUACGAGGGAGUAGUUUUGCGACAAAGGUGAAAUAUUUCUGGCGCAAAGGAUGGGCAGAAAUCCCAGUGAUAAUGGGAAGCUCGUUCUUCUUUGUAGGAGCAUUAGCCUUGUCUACUUACUCAUGGCAUUACGCUAGCACGCACGAUAUGACCCCGAAAUAUUUCCGAACGCCAAGAAUUUACAGACCGGACGACCCGCGAGUUAAGACAAUCCGUUAUGUCUCGGAUUUUGAUAAAGUAUGAAUUUUCAUUUAAUAUGAAUUUCCAUAGCAUUAUAUGAUGAGAUACACAGCUGUUAUAUUGUAGAAUUAUGAUUCGAAUAAAUGUGUAAAUUAUUAUACCAAC
Molecule: messenger RNA, 623 nt
Organism: Formica exsecta
Lineage: Eukaryota; Metazoa; Arthropoda; Insecta; Hymenoptera; Formicidae
Exons: 3
Coding region: 231-521 (96 amino acids)
Source: RefSeq, a predicted model, not a curated record